AUGUCAACUGAAGAUUUGCCCAUGAAGGAAGACAUGGAAAGCAAAAUCAAUAAAUAUUCUGAGCCAGAACAGGUUCAAACUGGCCCCAAAGAAAAAGAAGCAUGGGUACUUGCAGAUCCUGCUCCGGACGGCGGCUUUAGCGCGUGGUCUGUCCUUUCUGGGUCGUGCACAAUCGCAUGGAUUCCGUCGUUACAGAUUUUCUUCAUGUUCGCGAUGGGCCCCAUCGUCGGUCAACUGUACGAUCGUUAUGGGCCUCGUUAUUUACUCUUGGUUGGAUCGUUGCUACACGUCUUCGGUCUUAUGAUGGCUUCCAUAUCCACGCAAUACUAUCAAGUCUUGCUUUCGCAAGGAGUUGUUAGUGCAAUUGGUGUUGCGACAAUAUUCCAGCCUGCACUCGGUGUUAUACCCGGUUGGUUUGAUAAAAUGCGUGGCGUUGCUUAUGGUAUUACGGCCACUGGUUCUAGCAUUGGAGGAAUCAUUUUUCCUAUCAUGGUACAAAAGCUGAUUGCCCAGGUUGGAUAUGGUUGGGCUAUGCGUAUUGCUGCAUUCAUGAUUCUUGGUCUUCUCGCAAUCGCCAACUUGGCAAUCAGGUCACGGAUUCCUCCACGGCCAAAACCUAUGACAAAGGAAGAAUUGCUACAACCAUUUCAGGAGCUAACAAUGAUUCUGGUUAUAGCCGGAUUCGUACUUCUUACCUUUGGCAUUUUCAUUCCAAUUGACUAUGUCGUAGCCGAGGCUUUGGAGUUGGGAAUGGAUCCGAACAUUGCUCAGUAUUUGCUUGCCAUGCUAAACGCUGGAAGCCUCUUUGGACGUUUGAUUGCCGGUGCGUUAGCUGAUACAUUGGGGGCGUACAAUAUUUUUACGUUCGUAUGCUACUUAUCAGGAAUUCUGGUCCUCGCUCUCUGGAUCCCUGGUACUGGGAAUGCAGCUGUAAUAGCCUUUGCAGUCAUUUUCGGUUUCACAUCCGGUGCCUAUGCCUCGUUGAUUGCGAAUCUGAUCGUCAAGAUUUCACCCAACUUCAAAGUAAUCGGAUACCGCACGGGGCUCGCAUUUUUAUUUGGCUCUAUCGGUGGAUUGACAACCAACCCAAUUGCGGGUGCCAUCCUACAAAAUUCGAAUGGAUCGUAUAUCGGGAUGAAGAUAUUUUCUGGGGUCUUUAUUAUGAGUGGAACGACACUUGUCUUCGCUGCUAGGUUGCACCGAACUGGGCCCAAGCUGGUGGCCAAAUUUUGA
Messenger RNA from Talaromyces stipitatus ATCC 10500, 1233 nucleotides. RefSeq names its product monocarboxylate transporter, putative. The transcript has 5 exons. Bases 1 to 1233 code for a protein of 410 amino acids. Lineage: Eukaryota; Fungi; Ascomycota; Eurotiomycetes; Eurotiales; Trichocomaceae. Gene Ontology annotation, molecular function: transmembrane transporter activity. Gene Ontology annotation, cellular component: fungal-type vacuole membrane. Gene Ontology annotation, biological process: transmembrane transport. The record is from RefSeq and is a predicted model, not a curated record.